Aspergillus terreus NIH2624 is the source of this 1284-nucleotide messenger RNA. Its product is annotated as histidinol-phosphate transaminase. The record is from RefSeq and is a predicted model, not a curated record. Gene Ontology annotation, biological process: L-histidine biosynthetic process. Lineage: Eukaryota; Fungi; Ascomycota; Eurotiomycetes; Eurotiales; Aspergillaceae. The transcript is spliced from 3 exons. Gene Ontology annotation, molecular function: L-histidinol-phosphate:2-oxoglutarate transaminase activity; pyridoxal phosphate binding. Bases 1 to 1284 code for a protein of 427 amino acids.
AUGGCGCCGAGAAAAUCCCCGUUCAACCUGGCGACUUGCGCGCGCAAAAACAUUCUUCAAUUGCAACCCUACCGUUGCGCAAGAGAUGACUACAAAGAUGAUGGAACGAACGUCCUGCUCGAUGCGAAUGAGAAUGCCUACGGUCCCGGCCUUGCCUUGAAUACGGAGGGAGCUCUCCAGGAAUCCGCCGCGAAUGGCGCUCCUACUGGAGCGUCCAAGCCAGACAUUGACCUGUUAGGGUUGAACCGAUACCCUGAUCCUCACCAGAUCGAACUGAAGCAGCUUUUUUGCAACCUCCGCAACACUCGCAUCCACUCCCAGAAAGACCUGAAACCCGAGAACCUCUUCGUCGGCGUCGGCUCUGACGAGGCGAUCGAUGCCCUCCUGAGAUGUUUCUGCGUGCCCGGGAAGGACAAGAUCCUCACCUGUCCUCCGACCUACGGAAUGUACGCGGUGAGCGCACAAGUGAACGAUGUGGAGAUCGUGAAGGUGCCUCUCGAUGUCGAGAAGGGCUUCCAGUUGCAGCCCGAGAAGAUCAACGAGGCCCUCUCCGCCGACUCAUCGAUCAAGAUGGUCUACAUCUGCUCGCCCGGCAACCCGACGGCGAACCUGAUCCGGAAAGAAGAUAUCCAGAAGGUGUUGGAACACCCGACGUGGAACGGAGUCGUGGUCGUGGACGAGGCCUACAUCGACUUCGCUCCAGAGGGAUCCAGUCUGGCCGAGUGGGUCAACGAGUGGCCCAACCUGGUGGUGAUGCAGACUCUCAGCAAGGCUUUUGGUCUGGCCGGUAUCCGCCUGGGCGUCGCGUUCACCAGCCCUGACAUCGCGCUGCUCUUGAACAGUCUUAAGGCGCCUUACAACAUCUCGAGCCCUACCAGCGCGCUCGCCAUGGCCGCCCUCUCCCCCAAGAACAUGACCGUUAUGCACAAGUACCGUCAACAGAUCAUCACCCAGCGUGAACGGCUGGUGCAGGAGCUGCCCAAGAUCCCCGGCGUGGGGCGUUUCCUGGGCGGACAGGAGGCGAACUUCCUCCUGGUGGAGCUUCUGGACAAGCCGGCCAGCGAGGGCGGAAAGCCCAGCAACAAGACGGCGCUGGCCACGUACGAGGCGAUGGCAGAGAAGCGUGGUGUUGUUGUGCGGUUCCGCGGCAAGGAGCUGGGCUGCGAGGGAUGUCUUCGUAUCACGGUGGGUACUGAAGAGGAGGUGACAAGGUUCUUGCAGGAGCUGCGGGUGGUGCUGAAUGGUAUCCUCACGGGUGCGGAUAUUCAGUCUUUGAGGAGCUAG